ACUACGUUGCUGUGGGUACAACCCAUCACCUUUCCAUCUUCACGUUCUUGUGGCAUCUUCAGCUGCUGGCCCCCUGUGUGGGGAUGUCUCUUGGUACACUGAUGCUCCGACUGCAUGCAGGGAUGCCCCUCCUGCCACCAUGGAUCGCCCUCGCGCUUCUGCUGCUCACGUCGUGCGUGACCAGCCAGAACGCCUCGCCUAGCUUCGAGAGCCUGAGCCGGCGCACGGGUCCGACGAACGACGGGUGGGAGUCGGCGUUACGUGCGCUCGCUGGACACUCGGUGGAAAGCUCUCGUGGAGUCGCGCAGCACAUGCAAUCCAACGCGGGUGACUUGUCGGCGAUUUUGCCGCCAGAAUUGGUAGCCAAUAUCCGCACAUCCGGCCUCACAAGGCAGGCCUAUCAGCAUCUACCCCACGCAUCUCACAAUGCGGAAGCCACGCCUGAUAUUUACACUGGCGGGCUUCCUCUACGGUCCGAUGGUUCUCGCCUUGGCAGCCGACUGCCCUCGAUCGAUGCAGAAACGCCCUACGAUCAUGACGCUGCAUCGACGCGCUCCCGGGAACAAGCUGGAUACUCGCACGCUUUGAACGAUCCAAACCAUGUUCCCGGUCGCCACGUCAGGCACCAAAUUUUGACUGACCUACAAUCUGCCUCAAGCGGAAAGCCCGGCCCCAAGUCUGGGAGCAUGUAUAUCAAACAUCGACUGGGUCCAUUCUCGUCGCUUGCAGACGUCGAUGCAUUGCCGCUCGACUCGCCAAAGGCAAAGCGUGGCUACGGUCAGCUUAGGGCAGAGCCGGAAGAAUUGGUUUCGGCAGAGAGUCCGCCUGCGAGGCAUCUGGAAGCAGCUGCAAAGAUGGAGCAAUGCCCUGGCGGCGUAAAGAUCUGCCAUGAAUCUCGUCACCGUCAUCUUGAAGCGCUCAGUGAAGCGGCCGAUCACCACAAGAGGACAUUUAUGCCAAACAUGGCAUUCUUUACCCCUCGACAAGGAUUUGGGCGGACCAGAACAGAGCCUGUGCUUCACACUUGGGGUGUCGCCUACGACAAGGACAGCCGCAAAAUUCCCGGUGGCGGCAUUACUUCUACUGGAAAAGAGUAUGGUGUCACGAUGAUGUACAUGAAGCCAGGUAGCCGCUUGUAUGAUAAGAUGGAUCAAGUGGCACACGCUGAGACGCCAGGUCCAAACGCGCGAAUUCGGACUUCGGUGGUACCUGCCCUGUCGCGCGCCGAAUUGGCAAAACUAGCACGAAGCGCUCGAAGAAGACUCCGAGCUGGGACGGGAGGAGGACCACAGUAUGCUUCUUCUAGGCAGAGGCAGCUAAUGGCACAGCUGGAUCCGCAAGGGAAAGAGGCGAAGCCCGAUGCUUCUGGGGGGCACGCCUCGAGCAGCAGUGGCAAAUAUCACUUUAGAUGGAUUUGAAAACACCACGACUUCACCCCCUUCGCUGCUAGCACGAAGGCGCUUGCCAAGCGUGUGCUCGUUUGAGUCCUGAACCUGUCUGGCUUUUCGCGUCACGCGGGCCGAGUCUCUUUCAAGCGCUCGCCAUGCACCAAAGGCUGCUGCUGUCCUCGUCGCCUCAAAGCCGCGCUUCAAAGCCCUGGUGGC
Molecule: messenger RNA, 1604 nt
Organism: Ceraceosorus guamensis
Lineage: Eukaryota; Fungi; Basidiomycota; Exobasidiomycetes; Ceraceosorales; Ceraceosoraceae
Exons: 3
Coding region: 84-1418 (444 amino acids)
Source: RefSeq, a predicted model, not a curated record